This is a messenger RNA of Trichoderma aggressivum f. europaeum, 2064 nucleotides long. RefSeq lists its product as uncharacterized. Gene Ontology annotation, molecular function: K63-linked deubiquitinase activity; metal-dependent deubiquitinase activity. Lineage: Eukaryota; Fungi; Ascomycota; Sordariomycetes; Hypocreales; Hypocreaceae. The record is from RefSeq and is a predicted model, not a curated record. Bases 1 to 2064 code for a protein of 687 amino acids. Gene Ontology annotation, biological process: protein folding; protein K63-linked deubiquitination. The transcript is spliced from 7 exons. Gene Ontology annotation, cellular component: membrane; endosome; prefoldin complex.
AUGGCCGAGAUCCAGGCCAAGCUGCAGGCCCUUUCCGAGGAGUAUCAAAAGCUCCAGCAGGUUGUGCAGUGGUUUCUAAUGUUCAUUUAUUUAGAUCUCCAAAACACAGUGGCUUCGCGCCAGACGCUGGAGGGACAGAGACAAGAGAACCUCGGUGUGCAAAAGGAGUUUGAAAACAUUGGCGAGGAUGAGACCAUCUACAAGCUUGUGGGACCAGUCUUGCUGAAGCAGGAAAAGUUCGAGGCGGAGAGCACCGUCAAGGGUCGACUGGACUUUAUCGGAGGCGAAAUCACAAGAUUAGAGGGCCAGAUCAAGGAGACGCAGGAGAACAUUGAGAAGAAGAAGACUGAGAUUAUCCAGAUCCAGGCGGGGGCUCAAGGGGCCAUUGGCGCACAAGAGUCCGGGAUUCGCAGAGACGCUCGCCGACCAGAUCCCAAAGCCCAUCUCGUCCAGCGUUUCGCAAUGGAGGCUCGUCCGAGCAUGGCCGCGGGCCGGCCGCAAAGUGUCAAGGAGCUGGUAGCUCAGGCCGAGAGCUUUGCCUUCAACGUUAAUAUCGCUAUGAAGCACUGGAUUCGGGCUGCUGAUACACUCUAUCAAGAGGCAUCAUUUGCCUUGUCGGAUGGCGAUUACGGACGAGCCUACAUGAUGCUAUAUCGACACUCCGUCUUGGUCCUGAAAUUUCUACCCACUCACCCUCAAUUCAAGGAUCCCGAAAAUAAAAAGGCGUUCAAAUUACUAUCGAAGCGGAUUCCUCGCGUCCUCGAAGACCUUGAGCAGCUGAAACCCGAGAUUCAGGCUUUGUAUGACGAAUGGGAACGCGCUGCACCAUCUCCCGCUGCAGAACGGCAUAAACAGCAGGCAGCAUCGUCGUAUGCAGCCUUUGCAACUCGAGAUCCAAGUCUAAGUGGUAACGCGAGAAUUUUGGACGCGGCUGAGCACCAGCAGCUAGCAGUGGAUUUAGCACAACAAGAGCUAAGCCGACGAGAGCGAGAUAAACAUGCAAGCAAGCAUAGUAGCGUUUGGGACGCGCGAGGCGCCAGGAGUAGAACGUCGCAGUUCGAUGACGGCGAUCUUCGAAGGCAGAUGGAGGCAACACGACGUACGCUUGACAUGGCACAAGAGCGCAGAAACAUUGAUUCAGCAUUGGAAGAUCACGAUCGGAGUCCUCCAGUGACAUCCCAAAACUAUUACUACCCAUCACUCUCCAAAUCUAGGCCUGUCGAAUACGAACAAGGCCGUUAUUCAUCAUCAAGAGAGCCCCAAUCGACUAGACCGCCAAAGGAGCAGUUUGACCUACCUCCCUUGCGGCAUGAAGACAGAUUCGAUACUUCACAGUCGGCUAUCCCGCCCCAGGUACCCCACAAGGCUCAUCUUGAUGACUAUCGACCACUGGAUACUCCUCCACGGCCGCUGGUUGAUGUUCAUCAGCCUCCUCUUCCGCCCAAAGAUUCGAUGGAAAUUCCUCAGCCGAAGAAAGAGCGCCUCGCCUUUAAGCCUGGAGGGUAUCUCGAGAAUGGGGAUCCUAUCCGAUCAAUAUUCCUCCCCGGUAGCCUGCGCUCCAGGUUCCUGGAAAUUGCCUCCAAGAACACGGCAGCCGGCUUAGAGACCUGUGGCGUCAUCUGUGGAACGCCCAUCAAUAACGCCCUCUUUGUCCGAUGCCUCCUGAUUCCGGAUCAAAAAUCCACUCCCGACACGUGCGAAACGGAGAACGAAAGUGCUCUGUUCGAUUAUUGUAUGAGUGAGGAUUUGUUGAUGCUGGGCUGGAUACACACACAUCCAACACAAACGUGUUUCAUGAGUUCUCGUGAUCUCCACACGCACGCGGGAUAUCAAGUAAUGAUGCCUGAAAGCAUUGCCAUUGUGUGCGCGCCGAGAUACAAUGAGCACGGCAUCUUUCGACUCACGCACCCCCCUGGUUUAGAUCACGUCCUGAACUGUAAUCGCACAGAGACAUUUCAUCAGCAUUCUAUUGACAACCUCUAUCGAGAGGCCUAUCACCCUAAUGGGCACGUAUAUGAAAACGACAAUAUGCCCUUGGAAGUAGUCGACCUGCGGAUGACAUGA